This is a messenger RNA of Diabrotica balteata, 2897 nucleotides long. The record is from the annotation of a GenBank genome assembly. Lineage: Eukaryota; Metazoa; Arthropoda; Insecta; Coleoptera; Chrysomelidae.
AUUGAUAAAUGAAAAAACAGGUUGUUUAAUUUUCGAAAUAAUUAUUUUGAACAAAUUUGAUAAAGAAUCAGUAUUGCUCAAAAAAUAAAUAAUAUUGUUGCACAGAACGUUACAGCGCAAUCUCUCCAUUUACCUAAAAGUGGGAAUAAAUUAAAAUACGUGACAGUGAUAAAAAUAAACGCAAAUAUUCAUUGUUAUUAACCUGUCUUUUCUACCACGUGGGACUAUUCUCGUUAAUUUAAAUGGUUAAAAACGAGCAAAAUCACUCAAAUAAUAUGGGUGACCAAAAUCAUAAUCAUAAUGAAAUGGACAUGGAUCUUGAAGACGGUCUUUCUGCUGAAGACAUGAUUAACAAAGGAAGUGGACUUACGUACAACGACUUUAUAAUCCUUCCUGGAUAUAUUGACUUUCCCCCAUCAGAGGUGGACAUUUCAAGCCGCCUUACCAAAAAAAUUACCCUCAAAGCACCAUUUGUGUCUUCGCCAAUGGACACAGUGACUGAAGCUGACAUGGCAAUUGCAAUGGCUCUUUGUGGGGGUAUUGGAAUUAUUCAUCACAACUGCCUCCCAUCAUAUCAAGCAAAUGAAGUACACAAGGUAAAGAAAUACAAACAUGGGUUUAUUCAUGAUCCAGUGGUUCUGUGCCCUACAAACACAGUCUCAGAUGUCCUUAAAGUAAAAAAUGAGCAUGGCUUCUGUGGAAUUCCAAUUACUGAGAACGGAAAACUUGGUGGUAAAUUAGUGGGUAUUGUGACUUCGAGAGAUAUUGACUUCUUAGACGACAUUAAUUUUGAAAGUAUUAAGUUAGAACAAAUAAUGACGAAAUUAGAGAAUUUAGUGACAGCUCAGUCUGGAGUAACAUUAACAGAAGCUAAUCACAUACUAGAAAAGAGUAAAAAAGGAAAAUUACCCAUAGUGAAUACCAAUGGCAGUCUCAUAGCUCUUAUGGCGAGAACUGACUUAAAGAAGGCCAAAAGUUAUCCCAUAGCUUCAAAGGACGAAAACAAACAACUCAUCGUUGGAGCUGCUUUAGGUACUAGGGAAGAUGACAAAGCCAGGUUAGCACUUUUGGCACAAGCUGGAGUUGAUGUGGUUGUUCUAGAUUCUUCUCAAGGAAACUCAAGCUAUCAGAUAGAUAUGAUCAAGUUCAUCAAAACGACGUACCCUAACCUCCAAGUUAUUGCAGGAAAUGUUGUUACCAAGAAACAAGCUAAAAACCUUAUAGACGCUGGAGCUGAUGGUUUGCGGGUGGGUAUGGGCAGUGGAAGUAUUUGUAUAACACAAGAAGUAAUGGCUGUUGGACGACCACAAGCUACUGCAGUGUAUAAAGUUAGUCAAUAUGCCAAGCAUUUUGGAGUACCUGUUAUAGCUGAUGGUGGCAUUCAGUCUAUCGGCCACAUCACAAAGGCUCUUGCUCUUGGAGCUUCAACAGUCAUGAUGGGUUCGUUAUUGGCUGGUACUUCAGAAGCCCCUGGUGAAUACUUCUUUUCUGAUGGUGUUAGGCUAAAGAAGUACCGGGGUAUGGGAAGUUUAGAAGCUAUGGAUCGUAAAGAUGCUAUGGGAUCAGCGAUGAAUAGAUAUUUCCACAACGAAGUAGACAAACUCAAAGUAGCUCAGGGAGUUAGUGGCAGUAUUGUAGACAAAGGAUCAGUAUUGCGGUUUUUGCCUUAUUUACAGUGUGGUAUUAAACAUGGAUGUCAGGAUAUUGGAGUGCGAUCACUGAAUGAGCUUAGGGAUAGCAUGUAUACAGGCCAACUUCGGUUUGAAUUAAGAACACAUUCUGCCCAAGCAGAAGGAAAUGUGCACAGUCUGUUUUCAUACGAAAAAAGAUUGUUCUAACAAUUCCAAUGAUCUUCCAUAGGUUUCAAGCUACAUCUGUUCAACACUGACAAAUUAUACGGAGGAGAAAAAUUCCUCAUUAAAUUACUUUAUCGUGUUAAGUAUUUUAAAUUAGAAUAUGAUUAAUUCUAGUAAAUUACAAUUUUUAGGUGAAUUUCAGAGUCUGAAUCACUUUUGAAUCUGUUUUUCAAUAGUGUUCUACAUUUUUUAAAUUAGUCUUUACAUAAUCCCUUUACGUCCGGUUCCACCAACGUGAUCUAAGUAAAAUCUUACCCAAGUUUUGCUUAGUCAAAAAAAUUUCUUAGUUGUAAUUUGCGUUCCACCAUACAAGUGUUUACUAAGAAAAAACUUACGUUAUUAGAAAUACCAACUUUUCAAAAUUGUCAGAAAUUCUUAAAUUGUUGAUACGUUAUUAAUGCACAAACAACAAAAGAAGAACAUUUGUGUCAUUUUUGAUGCUGUCUUUACAUGAUACUAUAAUAUAAAGAUAUGAUACCAAAGUGUUUUAAAUUCGUUCGGUUCCGCGCAUGACGUCAUUAGGUGACUAUUAAUGGCGGCAAUUUAAAUCUAGACUGGAAUCUUACGGAUUGUUAAAUUUCUUUUUACGAGACGUAGUGAUAAAAUAAAUGAUCUUCUCGCCGGCAUCUUUGCUGCCAAACACUUCACACAGUUUUGUCUUUUGGAAACUUAAACAACUUUACAUCGUUCUUAAAACACUUUGACUGGUUGUUCACAUUACAACCUGCUUCAGCACACCUCAUUUUGCACCAGUAUUUUUAAAUCCAAAAUAAUAUUUAGAGUGAAAAAUCGUCAAAAACUGACGUCACUUGACGUUUAAUAGCUCCGCCCACAUCUGCGCAGUAUCAUAUCUUUGCUUGUAUAUAUGCUGUCUUUAAUUCAAUGUCAUUUCAAUAUUUAUUGUAAAAAUGUAAUUGGUGACCUGUCUUCUCGUAUAUUUUGAUAUUUGAUUUUGUAGCUAGUGUAAAAUAAUAGUUUAAACUAUAGUACUCACCAUAUUCUAUAUAUACACGAUAAACUAUACACUUCGGUGGAAUUUAC